AUGCAAAUAAAUGAAGGACACAGCACACCUUGCUUUGCAGGCCCAUUUUUACAGUGGAGUCAAUGGCAGUUGCUUGAUUCUCUUCUACCUACUGGUGGAUUUGCUCAUUCGUUUGGCCUUGAAGCAGCAGUUCAGACUCACUUAGUGUCUGAUUCCAAUGAUCUUAAGACGUUUGUUAUUCAUAUAUUGGAGAAUACAGGAAGCUUACUGCUUCCUUUUGUGUACUCAGCUUCCAUGUUGCCCACUUUGGAAAACUGGCAUAAGCUUGACAAAAUAUUGGAUGCUACCCUAACCAAUGAAGUGAGUCGAAAGGCAUCAAUCUCGCAAGGAUCUGCACUGAUGAGGGUGGCUUCAGCUGUGUUUUCUGAGGUUCCCUCCCUCAAAACCAUGAGAGAUGCUUCUCUGGGUUUAGGUACUGUAUCUUUUCAUCAUGCACCUGUAUUUGGACUUAUAUGCGGAGCCUUAGGGUUUGAUCGUACUAGUUCUCAGAGAGCUUACAUGUUCAUCACAAUGAGAGAUGUGAUUUCUGCUGCUACACGGCUAAAUUUGAUAGGACCACUUGGUGCAGCACUGUUGCAGCAUCAGGUUGCUCCUAUUGCUGAAGUUAUUUUGGAAAAAUGGAUGAACAGUGCGGUUGAGGAAGCAUGUCAAACUAUGCCUCUGCUAGAUACUGUGCAGGGUUGCCAUGGUUACUUGUUUUCAAGACUUUUUUCAUCAUAG
Messenger RNA from Sphenostylis stenocarpa, 720 nucleotides. The record is from the annotation of a GenBank genome assembly. NCBI's taxonomy places the organism in Eukaryota, Viridiplantae, Streptophyta, Magnoliopsida, Fabales, Fabaceae.